Messenger RNA from Oncorhynchus kisutch (coho salmon), 7037 nucleotides. RefSeq names its product voltage-dependent L-type calcium channel subunit alpha-1F-like. NCBI's taxonomy places the organism in Eukaryota, Metazoa, Chordata, Actinopteri, Salmoniformes, Salmonidae. The record is from RefSeq and is a predicted model, not a curated record. Gene Ontology annotation, cellular component: membrane; voltage-gated calcium channel complex. Gene Ontology annotation, biological process: calcium ion import across plasma membrane. Gene Ontology annotation, molecular function: high voltage-gated calcium channel activity.
CGGAGACAGAUAGUGAACAGAGAAAACCCAGUGAGAUUAAUGUGAAAGGAUUUGCAAUAUAUUUCUUAUUUUUAAAAGAAUCAACACUAGGCUUUUAAAAUCACCACAAGUCGACGGAUUCUCCUUUUGUAUACUACUACUGUUUCAUUCAAACGGUUGCUAAUUGAUCUGACGUUAUUAUGGAAAUAAUUUUGGAAUGAAGCUGAAACCCCAUUGAAAAUGUAAACAAGUUCGCGUGUAUUUAUUUGUAAUAUAUAAACAUGUAAACUUGGAGAGAUUUCUAUUGGGAUAUAAACGUGGACUAAACAGUGGAAAAAGUCAACUCCUGUCUGAGGAUAAUGCAUUUCUCUGCGAUCAGCUGAAGGCAACAAUCCCCGACAUGUAUGAGGACAAUCGCAAAAACAAUGGCCGGAACGGGUACACCAACACAGACGAAGGAGAGGAGGGUGGAGGAGAGGGAGAAGAGGGAGAAGAGGAGGAGGAGGAGGAGGAGGAGGGAGGAGAGGGGGAUGAGGGAGGGGAGACGAAAGGAGACGCGGAGUGGACGGAGGACAGUAUGGCCGAAAACGGAGGAGUGAAGAUGACGAGGACGGACACACUCCAUUCUACGACCAGUUCCACGGGGACCCAGAGGAAGAAGAGCCAUCAUAAUAAGAAAGUGGUACAGGGUUCUGACAAGGUCCAGAGAGCGCCCAGAGCCCUUUACUGCCUCAAACUCAACAACCCCAUACGCAGGGCCGCGCUCUCCAUUGUAGAGUGGAAACCCUUUGACAUCUUCAUCCUGAUAGCCAUCUUUGCUAACUGUAUAGCGCUGGGGGUGUCCAAGCCUUUCCCUGAGGAAGACUCCAACUCUACCAACCACGAUCUGGAACAAGUGGAAUAUGUGUUUCUGAUUAUCUUCACCAUCGAGACCUUCCUGAAGAUCUUGGCUUACGGCUUAGUGAUGCACCCCAGCUCCUACAUUCGCAACGGAUGGAACCUGCUGGACUUUGUCAUUGUCAUCGUCGGGCUGUUCAGUGUCGUCCUGGAGACGAUGACCCAUAAGGCCACUGGGGAGGCUGCGUCGACCCACCAUGUGCCAGGGAAGCCUGGAGGUCUGGACGUCAAAGCUCUCCGAGCCUUCAGAGUACUGAGGCCCCUACGGCUGGUCUCAGGAGUACCUAGUCUUCAGAUCGUAUUGAACUCCAUCAUGAAGGCCAUGCUGCCUCUGCUCCACAUCGCCCUGCUGGUCCUGUUUGUCAUCAUCAUCUAUGCCAUCAUCGGCCUCGAGCUGUUCAUAGGACGGAUGCAUAAAUCCUGCUACUACAUCGGCACAGACAACUAUGCAGAGGAUGACCCUGUGCCCUGUGCGUUUGCGGGUCACGGCCGUCAGUGUGUAGUGAACGGGUCUGAGUGUCGAGGAAAGUGGGCUGGACCCAACGGAGGAAUCACCAACUUUGACAAUUUCUUCUUCGCUAUGCUGACGGUGUUCCAGUGUAUCACUAUGGAGGGGUGGACCGACGUUCUCUACUGGAUGAAUGAUGCCAUCGGGUUUGAGAUGCCCUGGGUUUACUUUGUCAGUCUGGUGGUUUUUGGCUCCUUCUUCGUCCUCAACCUGGUUUUGGGUGUGUUGAGUGGAGAGUUCUCCAAGGAGAGAGAGAAGGCCCAGGCGCGAGGGGACUUCCAGAAGCUGAGGGAGAAGCAGCAGAUGGAGGAGGACCUGUCUGGAUACAUGGACUGGAUCACACAGGCUGAGGACAUGGAUGAGUUUGACGAGGAUGGAAACAGACUUGCGACCCUGGGGGAUCUGUCAGACAAGAAGAAAGGGAAGUUUGGCUGGUUCAGUCACUCAAACGACACACACGGUAGACAUAGCCCAACAAGGUUCUGCUGUUCUCUGUUUACGGUGGAGAUGCUGUUGAAGAUGUACGCUCUGGGAUCUCAGACCGGCUACUUCAAAGCCUUUUUCAACCGUUUCGACUUCUUCGUGGUGUGUGGAGGCAUCACGGAGACCACUCUGGUGGAGCUGGAGAUCAUGCCGCCUCUCGGCAUCUCCGUGCUUCGCUGUGUCCGACUCCUCAGGAUAUUUAAAGUGACACGUCACUGGACAGCUCUGUCCAACCUGGUGGCCUCUCUGCUCAACUCGAUGAAGUCUAUCAUGUCCCUUCUCCUCCUGCUGUUCCUUUUCCUGAUCAUCUUCGCUCUGCUGGGCAUGCAGCUGUUCGGAGGGAAGUUCAAUUUCGACGAGACCCAGACCAAGAGGAGCACCUUCGACACCUUCUCCCAAGCCCUGCUUACCUGCUUCCAGAUUCUAACAGGUGAGGACUGGAACUUAGUGAUGUACGACGGCAUCAUGGCGUACGGAGGGCCCGUCUUCCCUGGCAUGAUCAUCUGUAUCUACUUUGUCAUCCUCUUCAUCUGUGGUAACUAUAUCCUGCUGAACGUCUUCUUGGCUAUCGCUGUGGACAACUUAGCAGGAGGAGACGGCGACACGAAGAAAGAAGAGAAGAAAGAAGAGGGGGAAGCGAAGGAAGGGGAGGGAGAGAAUGGAGAACUGAAGAUUGACGUUGAUGAUGAGACUGAGUAUGAGGAAGAGGAGGAGCCUGAACAGACAGAAGAGGCAGCAGUAGGCAUCCAGCUGAACGUAGCAGACAUCCUCCCUCCCAAGGAGAAGGUUACACCAAUCCCAGAGGGCAGCGCCUUCUUCUGUCUCAGCAAGACCAACCCGAUCCGUCGGGGUUGCCACUUCCUGAUCCACCACCACAUCUUCUGCAAUCUCAUCCUGGUCUUCAUCAUCCUCAGCAGCUGCUCUUUGGCCGCAGAGGAUCCCAUCAGAGCACACUCCUUUAGGAACAAUGUUCUGGGCUAUGCAGACUAUGCCUUCACCUCUAUAUUCACAGUGGAGAUUAUACUGAAGAUGACGGUUCAUGGAGCAUUCCUCCAUCAAGGUUCAUUCUGUAGGAACUGGUUCAAUCUGUUGGAUCUCCUGGUGGUCUCUGUGUCUCUGAUCUCCUUCUUCCUACAUUCGAGUGCCAUCUCUGUGGUUCAAGAUUCUCAGGGUACUCAGAGUACUCAGAUUAUCAACCUGUUUGUUGCUGUCAUCAUGGACAACUUUGACUAUCUAACCCGUGAUUGGUCCAUUCUGGGGCCUCAUCACCUGGAUGAGUUCAAGAGGAUCUGGUCGGAGUACGACCCUGAGGCCAAGGGUCGUAUUAAACAUCUAGAUGUCGUAGCUCUGUUGCGAAGGAUCCAGCCUCCUCUGGGCUUCGGAAAGCUCUGUCCUCACCGCGUGGCGUGCAAGCGUCUGGUGGCCAUGAACAUGCCUCUGAACAGCGACGGAACCGUAACCUUCAACGCCACUCUGUUCGCCCUGGUCAGAACUGCCCUGAAGAUCAAAACGGAGGGUAACCCGGACCAGGAGAACGAGGAGUUGAGGACCAUAAUAAAGAAGAUCUGGAAAAGGAUGAAGCCCAAGGUUCUGGACGAGGUCAUCCCCCCACACGAGGAAGAGGAUGUGACGGUUGGUAAGUUCUACGCGACCUUCCUGAUUCAGGACUACUUCAGGAAGUUCAGGAAGAGAAAAGAGCAAGGAGAUCUGGAAGAGGGCGACCCAAACAAUACCUCUGCUGCUCUACAGCUGUGUCAGGCGGGUCUGCGUACCCUGCAGGACCUGGGGCCAGAGAUGAGGAUGGCCAUGUCAGCUGACCUGGAAGAGGAAGAGGAAGAGGGCAUGGAGGAAGAGCCAGAGGAAGAUGAUUCUCCCUAUAAGACUGAUAAUGGCUAUGCCCCUGAGGGUAAGGACAGACGUGGCUCCAUGGUCACCACCCUUACUGGAGGAGGAGGUAUGCCCAGGGAGAGUCUCUCCAACGGGGGUCUGGCCCACCGAGGUUCCACCUCCUUCUCCAAGACCCCCAACGGAGGAGGCCUGGAGCAGGAUGAGCUGAGACGAGGAGACAACAUGAGGUCCUCGCUCAACCAUCAUCAUCGUCAUUCUUCCAUUAAGAACGGACUGGUGGACCAACCGGCCAUGAGCAGAAGGAAUUCUAACAAGUAUUCAAGAAGAGACAGCAGAGGAGACAGGUAUUCUCCUGUCCGAGGUCGUAACGGAGGGAUGGAUGGAGGAGAGGAGAGUUACGGAGGAGAGGAGGGUUACUACGAUGAGGAUAACGAGAGCCUUGAUCCUCGUGACAGACUUCGUUACCCUGACGACCCUCCUCUGUACCCUGGUCAGCAUGACCACAUGUACGACGCCCACGGCCCCAGCAACGCUGCCUACGGUAAUAACUAUGGUAACGGCAACGGGAACGGCUAUGGAGAUGGACGGAGGACCGCGAGGAGACGCCUCCUCCCCGCCACACCUACCGGUCGUAAGCCAUCCUUUAAUAUCCAAUGUCUGAGGAGGCAGGACAGCAAUGAUGACCUCCCCAUCCCAGGAACCUACCACCAGAACUCUCCCCCCUGCCGGGCACGCACACAGGUCACUACACAGACGUACGGCAGUUACGAGUCCCGUCGCAGCAGCAGCCGUUCCUCAACAGGUUCCUCUGCCUCCUGGGCCAACCCUUGCCCUCGCCGAGGUCGCCUCCUCUAUGCCCCUCUCAUCCUGGUCGAAGAGGAGGGGGCGGGGGGCGGCGGCGGCUCCGGGAUCUGGGGGGACAAGACGGGUGGAGGGGCCAAUGUGACGGCUGCCACCUCCCGACCUGGCCCUGCGGGGUGGUACACGGGGCCCCCUUGUCCCUCAGGAGGUUCCCAGGCACCAUACAGGGCCUAUACCACACUAAGGGUCCCCACUCAGCUCAGCCCUCACUACAGCGACAAGAGAGGCAGCGCUGACAGCCUGGUAGAAGCAGUGCUGAUCUCAGAGGGGCUGGGUCUGUAUGCCAAGGAUCCCAAGUUUGUGGCCUUCGCCAAACGGGAGAUUGCUGAUGCGUGUCACAUGACAAUUGACGAGAUGGAGAGUGCGGCCAGCGACCUGCUGAGUCGGAGAAGCAGGGGCGGAGGGGGUGACGGUUUCCUGAACAAUCCCGACCUUGGAACCCUGUACAGCGACGAGGAGCCAAUCAGAACGGGCCGCGACGAGGAAGACCUGGCAGACGAGAUGACCUGCGUCACUUCCUUCUGAUCUGGACGACGGUCGAUCAAUUAAUCAAUCGAUCGAUCGUGAUUGAUUGAUUGAGUUUAUUGUGAUCAGGAGCAGACCAGAUUUACUGGGCACGAGGGAGACAGAGGACAACUGAGGGACAGAUGGAUGGAGGACAGAUAUGGAGCUGGACAGACAGACAAGAGGUUGUCCAGUCCAGUGUCCUUAGUCCCUCCAUCUUGACUAUAGACAGAUAUAUAUUAUAGGCCUCUAGGCUUUACAGAGAAUGGACCCAAAGGGACUAGAUGAAGAUUUGAGACAGAGGAUGGACCCGAAGGGAAUAGAUGGAGAUGUGAGACAGAGGAUGGACCCAAAGGAACUAGAUGGAGAUGUGAGACAGAGGAUGGACCCAAAGGGACUAGAUGGAGCGGUGAGACAGAGGAGGGACCGAAGGGACUAGAUGGAGAUGUGAGACAGAGGAUGGACCCAAAGAGACUAGAUGGAGAUGUGAGACAGAGGAUGGACCGAAGGGACUAGAUGGAGAGGUGAGACAGAGGAUGGACCCAAAGGGACUAGAUGGAGAUGUGAGACAGAGGAUGGACCCGAAGGGACUAGAUGGAGAUGUGAGACAGAGAAUGGACCAAAGGGACGGACCCAAAGGGACUAGAUGGAGCGACAGAGAAAAAGGUGAAAGAAGAGAAAGAUUUUUCUUAAAGAGACAGAAAGACGUGAGAGAUGACCUCCCCAAAGGCACGCUAUAUAGUGCACUGCUUUUUGACCAGGGCCCAUAGGGACUAUGGACGAUGUAGGGAAUAGGGGGGCAUUUGGGAAGCAAACAAAUAUGUGGGUGAGGUGAGGAACCGAUUCGGGAAGGUGGAUGAUCUUAAGGAUGAGUUGUGUGUUUGUGUGGAGAAGAUCACAUUAAUGGAAGAAUAGAAUAUGAGAGAUGGGGAGAAAGAGAGAAGAGAGAGAGAGAGAUGGGGGAGAGUGUGACUCAGUGUGUCUGCUGGGUGAGUCAGUGAGUAGCACUCUCAGAUCAUGAACACAUUUGCAUCAAAUUGUGUUGGUCUCUAAUAACAGACUCCUUUAAGAUAUUUGUACUGCGCAUCAUGUUGCACAUUAUCUUGAUGGAUAUACUGUACAAUGUUUUUCAUUUUCAGCUUUAGAUUAUUUUUGAUUUGAUGAAAGAACUGAAAUUGUGAAAUACUUUUAAAAAACAAAGUUGUUAGUGUUGUCUUGUCGUCGUGAUGCGUCUACUACCAGGGUCGGUUGGGCUCAAUUCAGUUUUCAAUUCAGUCAAUUUAAAUUAAAUUCCUGAAUUAGAAUUAACUAGCCUGAAUUGGGUGAAUUAAAACCUGAAUUGGCUGAAUUAAAACCUGAAUUGGCUGAAUUAAAACCUGAAUUGAACCACCACUCUGUUCUUCUUCUCUUUGUGUUAGAUAUCACGUCUAUGUUGCUUUCUGUUUGAAAACAGAUCACAUCACGUCUGUUGUUUUAUUUUUGAUGUUUUUCCAUGAUGUCGCUGUGCUGUGCCCCAAAUUACACCCCAUUCCCUAAAUAAUGCACUACUUCUGACCAGGGCUCUGGUCCAAUGUAGUAUCAAAUAGGGAAUAGUGUCCCAUUUAGGACACAGUCUCUGUCUAAAUGCACUGUGAUUGCUGUUUUUAAUGAUGAUAGUAAUUUCAUUUCAAGCAACAAAAAAAAUGUUCUUCUUUUUUAAAUGUGUUUUUAUUUGUAUCCUGGAUAUGCAGGUUUAUAAGCAGCUGAAAAUACAAAGUGCUCAUUUUAUUAUUAUAUUAUAUUAAUAACUUAAUUGCAUGUUUUAUCAGCUCAUAUAGACUAAAACAAACGUUCAUUUGAAAUGUCAUUGCUCAUUGUCGAAAGCAUCCAUGUUUUUAUUCAGAUUUCUAUAAUUCUAUAUGAAUCUAAUACAAUUAAUUCAAAUGUCAUAUCGAUAAACACAAAAUGGUGAACAAAA